AUGUCGGAACAGCUGAAAAAAGCCUGGUAUCCUCUUACAGUUGAAUCCAACGAAAGCGCAUACGAUGGUAGCUUCGAAACGAGUCCUUUAUCAGUUCUUAGUCAAACCCCAACUCUAGAGGACAACAACGCGGAUGAUGACAAUAUUAUCGAAGAACGGACUGAAAGGGACGGGAGCGCAGGGGGACGCGAAGGGAGGGAUUCGUUGCUCGAAAAUAGUCCUGACCUUCUCCAAUUUGAAGAGUUCGCCGGAUUUUUACCACGCAAGGGAUAUAUGGACAAGCUAAUAGACCGAUAUUUUAAGUCGGUCUCUCCGGUAAUGUGUGGUUAA
Penicillium malachiteum is the source of this 330-nucleotide messenger RNA. RefSeq lists its product as uncharacterized. The coding region runs from base 1 to 330 and encodes 109 amino acids. Lineage: Eukaryota; Fungi; Ascomycota; Eurotiomycetes; Eurotiales; Aspergillaceae. The record is from RefSeq and is a predicted model, not a curated record. The transcript has a single exon.